This is a messenger RNA of Effrenium voratum, 1365 nucleotides long. The record is from the annotation of a GenBank genome assembly. Lineage: Eukaryota; Dinophyceae; Suessiales; Symbiodiniaceae.
AUGCUGUGGCCCUACCAGUACCCAGAGUGCGGCACUGGUUGGUGUCCCACCUGUUGGCGGAAUACCUCCGCGGUGCCCGCCGAGUCUAGAGCAGCGCCUUUCGCAGCAUUGGGCUAUGCAGCCUCUAUGGCUGUAAGCAGCCCCAAGGUCCUUGAACCACAAGGCACCGAACGCCGGCUUUCGGAUGUUACCAGGCACGCCGGCAUCGCCUCCCGGAAGAUGCUGGCGAGAGCCCACCACGGCCGCCGGAGCCGCGUGGUGGACCUGUGCCCCCGCAUCACGGAUUGGGAGGAGUACUACCUGAAUGACGAUGCCGAGAACGUCCACGCGCGCGUGUACAAGUCCGCUCGGGCAGAAGUGGCGGUGGUCUCAUUUCGAGGGACCCAGGCCACGUCAGCGCAGAACUGGGAGAUUGACUCGGACAUCACGAUGCUUCCGGUGGAGCUGGGUGCCCCUGGGCCCCACAAAGCAGCCUCCUCGGAGGCGAUGGUGCACGAGGGCUUCUACCUGGAGCUCCAAAGGGUGCUGCCCCAUGUGCGCAAGUGGGUGGAGGGCUACAUCCAGGGCACCCAGGGCCUUUUCGGUAUUCCCAGCUACUGGAAGCUUGUCUUCACUGGCCACAGCCUGGGCGCUGCCCUUGCCGUCCUGGCCGCGACCCUGGCUGAGGCAGAAGGCUGGCCGCGCACCCCGGACGCAGUGGUCGUCUUUGGGUCACCGCGUCUUGCAGACCAGGCACUUAGCGACUGGUGGGAGUCCCGAAACCUUUGCGGCAAGCUGCUGCGAGUGGGGGUCUACAACGACGUCAUCACCUGGAUGCCUUUUGUUGAACCCGUGCAAAUCAUGGACAUUGUCAGCUACUGCCUGGAGAAUGUCAUGAGUUGCCUCAGUCAGCUGGCCAAUGGCCCCAAGUCAUUGCACCCGAGCAAGAGGUGGGCCCACGUGUGCCCCCGCAGCGAGCUGCUGGUUCCUGGGGCCAUGAAGGGCGUAAACGUCGGCAUGGAGGACUUCUCGUUGAUGGGUGGCGCCCUAGCUCACUUCCUUGGCAACGCUCUCUUCGGCUAUGCGUUUGGAGUUGUGCACAGCGACCUGCCCCGGCACGACGGCUUCUGCGGCUUUCGGGGGGGUUUGCUGCCUGCGGCCAGCUGCACUGUUCUGGAGCAGCUGGCGGAUGUGGUGUGCUUCGGCCUGCGCCACGACACCAACGCGACCUCGAGCAAGAGCUGUCACGAGCACUGCUGUAAGGACGAGUUCUGCAGCGUAUGGCAGUUCAUGCGGAACGGCCAAUGCUGGAGGGGCCGCAGCGAGCAGUGCACCAGCUUUCAUCCUUAUGCCGGUGAGGUGGCCGCGGGGGAGAGGCUGCAUUGA